GUUAUGUUCGGACUGCUAGCUGCUACCGAAAAGGCUAAAUAAUCGCUGAGAAGAACAGAAAUAGUUGGUCCGUGGUUGCGUUUAUGGGAAUGCGGGGAGGAAGGGAGCGGGCUGGCGACUGAAAAUCACAGGAUCCAUGACCCUGACUCGUGGAUCGUUCACUUACUCCAAUGGAGAGGAGUAUCAUGGGGAAUGGAAGGAAGGUCUGCGUCAUGGUUUGGGUCAGCUGACCUUCAGUGAUGGGACGUGUUUCACUGGACAGUUUGAGAACGGUCUCUUCAACGGCUGUGGCAUUCUGCUCUUUCCAGAUGGAUCCAGAUACGAAGGUGAGUUUCUGCAGGGGAAAUUUCAAGGCGUCGGUGUGUUCACUCGAUUCGACGGCAUGAGGUUUGAAGGAGAAUUCAAAGGAGGAUCUGUGGAUGGAUAUGGAGCUUUGACCUUCUGUGACUCUGGUCCAGGAGGGGUCCAUGAGGGUCUGUUUGAGUCCAGUCAGCUGACUCGACGAGAGGCCUGCCCCACUGUUGUCCAGAGAGCUCAGGCCGCCGCAGCCAAAGCACGAGUCCUAGCCAUGUGAACAACCGCAACUCCCACAAUGCACCUGGGCCCCUCACCUCCUACUAUGUGCUCUGGGUUUGAACCACACUAUGAAAAAUGAAUAUAUACAGUAAUUAAAAUGACUUGAAUUCAGAAUUAUCUUGAUUCCCCCCUUUUUAGACGUAUAAUAAUUAACCUGAUAUGAUAGUUCUAACUUUAUAAAUCUUAUUUCAAGUGUAAUUGUCUUACAGUACAGUAUGACAUAUGUGUAGGAUACACAGUGUUGGGAAGUAGCUGAACUCAUGUACUGAAAGUAUGUAUUCUGAACACUAAUUCUGAGUAUGUACAUGUACAAUACUUGGCUGUACUUGAUCACCCUAUUUUGGCUUUGAACUGCGCAGUAUUAGCGAGAGAAAGAGAAAACGCCGCUCUUGCUGUACAUGUGUAUGAUUUCUGCUUUUCUAAUUAGACAUAAAUGAAUGCAUAACAAACAAAAACAUUAUAUGAUAUGUUUUACCCUAUAAUAUAAUGCAACUAGGUUUAAAAGAAGUGUUCAGUAUUCUGUAACUAAAUACAUACAAGUAUUCUUCCCAGCACUGAUGAUACAAUUCAACUUCUCAAAUCAAGAUAUAUGUGGUGAAUUUAAGUCAGUUUUAAUACCUAUUCAUUUUGUAGUUCUCUCAUUGUAUUUAUGUAUUUAUCAUUGCUUGUACUUGCUUGUUUUCUGCAGCCAUAAUGUGAACCCAAAAGACUGACUCUGGAUCAGCCGUGCCGCGUCAAAUUGGUGCUAAUCUUUUUCAGGGUCCAAUUUUAUGGAACAAAUAACAAAUGUUUCCCAGUGAGAAAGACUGGAGGUUUGGAUCGAAUAUAUUUAGAUAAGAUUCAUGGGGUUUAACUUCCUGUUAUAAGCACCUUUUUGAGGACUUUUGACCACUGAAAAGACAAAAUCAUUUGUUUUAAUUAAUGAAGUUGUGGUAUGGUAAAUGUCCCAAUCCCUCUCCAAAACACAUCGAUAUGUUGUGAAUUUAAACCUCAGCUAACAAAGAAAUAAUUAUCAAAGUUAAAAUGACACAAAAUUGCGACAAAUUUGAAUGUAUUUUAACCUCAUUAGACAAUUUACUUAGAAAACACAGACAAGUUAGGUGCAACAAAGACACAUGUCAAGAGGAGUUUGAUUUGUUUAUAUGGAGAAGGAGAGGCUGAGGAGGCUGUUAGUUUUCCUGCUGUGGUGAAGAGUUGUUGCUUAUGGUUUAAAGUGGACGUUGAAGGAGGGGAGAGAGAAUGCUCUUAUAGUGUUAAAGACAAGUAAUAGUAAUGUUGAUACUUUAAUAUAGUUUAAAUGACCUCUUAGGGGACAAAUACAAGUGAUUGAUUGAUUGAGGACACUGUGCUACAAGAGUGUGCGCACAUGAGGAAAAUUAGUUGAGUUUGAGUUUUUAAGUGUUAAACAUUUGGUGAGGACAAAACACUGGGAGAGCUUUGGCUUGUUACACCUCUUGAGAAGCUCUAGUUCCAAAAACAGUGAGGCCGAAACUGUGAAGUGGAUCACACAAUUUAUUUACUACAAAUGAGGUCCAAAUCUUGUCUUGUCUUGGUCUAUAAACACUUCAAUUCUAACUUGAUUUUGAUACUUGAAGACUAUACAAGUUUCAAUACCACAAUGAUGAUAAAAACUGAUAUUUUUCACAUCUUAGUGUAAAUUUCAACACAAAAUAAUAGUUUAUUUUUGGUGUUAGUUCAAGAUCACUUUAAAACUAUUCAGAAAGUCAAAUGUUGCCCUGUUUUUACAAAUGUAUUCCCAGUGUCGAUCGUUGUUGAAAUGAGAUUCUUCCAGUUUCAAUUCCAGGACUUUCUGGGUAUUCAUUCUUGGCAGUCCUAAUAAACACAAACAGGUAGAUGCAUGCAAUUAUUGGAGAUCAUUUUGGCGGCUUUUUAAGUAUUUCUGGAACAAAACAUGUUCAAUACAGCUUGUCUAAUUCUCAUCUUGUACCGUGUAAACUAUAAAAAGCUUGUACUCGUAACGUAAAGACAAUAUUGCAGACACAAGUUUGUCGUUUGACGGCUGGAAGAAAAUACUUUUGUAACUAAUUAAUGAAGAGCAAGAUUCAAAGGAGUAAUUAUUUUCAGAUAUGUGAGAGAAAAGAGUAGAAAAAAAUGUUUAUUUGAAAGAAAUUAAAAGUUGAUUACAGAAAAAGAAGUAGACUGUGGAUCUGUUAAUUAAAAUUUAUAAAAGCUCAGUCUAUUAAGGGGAAGGUGAAGAGAGCAUUGAA
Messenger RNA from Periophthalmus magnuspinnatus, 2804 nucleotides. Its product is annotated as MORN repeat-containing protein 4-like. The record is from RefSeq and is a predicted model, not a curated record. The transcript is spliced from 5 exons. The coding region runs from base 137 to 574 and encodes 145 amino acids. NCBI's taxonomy places the organism in Eukaryota, Metazoa, Chordata, Actinopteri, Gobiiformes, Gobiidae.